Synchiropus splendidus (mandarinfish) is the source of this 5791-nucleotide messenger RNA. It is a transcript of the gene hfm1, whose product is annotated as helicase for meiosis 1. Lineage: Eukaryota; Metazoa; Chordata; Actinopteri; Syngnathiformes; Callionymidae. Bases 943 to 5448 code for a protein of 1501 amino acids. The transcript is spliced from 39 exons. Gene Ontology annotation, molecular function: nucleic acid binding; ATP binding. The record is from RefSeq and is a predicted model, not a curated record.
CCGACGUAAAGUUGGGGUAUCGCCACAAAUGUGCCAGCGUAUCGAAGCUACUCCUCGGUUGGCUGGGUCUUUUCUAACAGAGGUUGCAGCGCAUUUUCUCGGCGUUAUAUCACGCUGUGUUGUUGGAUGCUGCUUCGGGAGCUGCAGACCAUAAAGGCUGUUCCAAACCGAACCCCAAAUAAACUACUGGUCAUAACGCCCGGCUCCUUUGCUGCCCCUGCGGAACAUCAAAGUUGUGAAAACAACAGAACGUUACCUCGAAAACGUGUGGUAGAAGACAGAACACAAUAUAAUCGCCGCAUUGGAUAAUUUCUUAGUUUCGUCUCUCAUCUAUUUCACAGUCGCCAUUUUCCGUGGUCUGGCAUGGGCCCGAUCAUGUCAUGAAUGGGUGGACGUCUGCACAACUACCGCCGCAUUAUCGUGUUACAUUUACAGUUCGGUGCUUCUAACGUGUUAUUAUUUUUAAAAAUCAGCCUUUAGUAAAAUGAGUAUUUAAGUGGGUACAGUUUAAUUCAUAUUGUUAGGUGUCGUCACUGCGCACCCCCACAACACCCGAGAGUGGUACGUCCCACACAGGAGCCUUAAAAACACCGUGUUAAUGAAUAUUCCUCUCUGGUAGUAGAAUUCACCAUCAAAUUAAUUUCAAAUAAGUGAAUGAAAGCGAGACUUAGCGUUAUUUCUGUUGGUUAUAUAGUUGGAAACAGUAAUUUGUGAACACAUUUGGCACAGUCCAUUGUACAGUAGGUCAUUGAGGCACUUGGGCGUCCAAUCUUGGAACACAAAAAUGGACGUUUUUUAUGGAUUUUAUAUAUAUCUAAGACUUCAUAUGCACUUCUGACCUGAUUAAAAUAGUCUUAUGUGAUUAAGUACGAAUGAAUAGUGGGUCAACAGAAAAGAAGGUACCCCAAUAUUUAAGAAGUCGUCUUUUCUUAUGUCAGCAAGAUGAUCUCGCCAAAUGAAAUGCAGGAUUCAGAUGACUGCACCUUUUCCCUGGACAGUCUAUUUUUUCAGAAUCCCAGAGUCCAUAAAGUCAAGCCACUGGUACAGGAGCCUAAUCCCUGGCUCCUCAGCAUGCCGCCAUUGCUCUCUCAAAUUCCAGCAACCCCAGUCUUGCAGAAGGAAGCAGAGUCUUCGAUGACGGAAUACAGUUCUUAUCAAUGCCUCACAAAUGUCCAGCAAGUGCCCAAGGCAACCAGAAUUAUUGAGAAUCCAAGUCAAGCUGACCCGUUUCAAGAUGUUUUUUUGCCAAAAAAUGACUUCAGGGAGACGUCCUUGGCAUAUGAUGUACAGAGCUCAGAUUUGUCUACAGCCACUGAAAGAUGUUUUCCCUCACAAUCCAGCCAGGCGCCGCCGCCCUGGAAAAGAAAUGUGUCCAGCCUGCUCAAGGUCCCGUCAUUUAUCCGUGGAGGCGAUUCAUCAAACACAGAUGAUGUCAGCGGAAGCCGUCACGCUCAAACUUUCUCCAGUUGGGUUACUAUGGCAACAAUAUCUCCGUGUCACCCACCUCAGACAACUGGUAGCCAAGCGCUCCCCCCUCGCCCACCCAAGCCUCUUCUCCCCCCCCCACCUCUGGGCUCAUCUGCAUCACGUGGACGACCCCAGCCGCAGACGCCACACGCAGAGAUGCAAGACAAGGGCACAAAGAGGGCUUUCGUCCCCCCCUUAACGCCGCAGCCGCUUCACAUUCCAGGACCGUCGGGUUCUGGAGUACUGCGUCCAGUGUCUGAGAUCCCUGCAAAAUUUCGAUCGGUCUUUGAUGAGUUCCCCUUUUUCAACUACAUUCAGUCCAAGGCCAUUGAUGACGUUCUUUAUACGGAUAAGAACUUUGUAGCUUGUGCGCCUACUGGGUCUGGUAAGACAGUGCUCUUUGAACUCGCAAUUAUUCAUCUACUCAUGGAGUCAUCGGAGCCCUGGACAAACGUCAAAGCCGUUUACAUGGCCCCCAUCAAAGCCUUGUGCAGUCAGUGUUUUGACAACUGGAGUAAGAAGUUUGGUCCUUUGGGGGUGAAUUGCAAGGAGUUGACGGGCGAUACAGAGAUCGACGACUUAUUUGAGAUUCAAGACUCGCACAUCAUCCUCACUACUCCUGAGAAAUGGGACAGUAUGACUAGAAAAUGGAGGGACAACAGUCUGUUGCAACUUGUCAGACUCUUCCUCAUAGAUGAGGUCCACGUGGUUAAGGAUGCCACCCGUGGUGCCACCCUGGAAGUGGUGGCCAGUAGGAUGAAGGCUGUUGACUCUUACAGAACGGCCCAAAACCCAGACGCCGGCCUCUCCAUGAGAUUUGUCGCCGUGUCGGCCACUAUACCAAAUAUUGCAGACAUCGCGGACUGGCUGUCCAAUGAAAACGGCCCAGCUGCUUUUUUGGACAUGGACGAGAGUCAUCGACCAGUCAAGCUGAGAAAAGUGGUGCUGGGAUUCCCCUGUGGGCCAAACCAAAGCGAGUUUAAGUUCGAUCUGUCUCUGAAUUACAAGAUGGCCAGCAUCAUACAGACCUACUCUGACCAGAAACCUUCUCUGGUGUUUUGCUCCACAAGAAAAGGAGCCCAGCAGUCAGCCACUGUUCUUGCCAAGGACACCCGCUUCAUCAUGGGCAUCGAACAAAAGCAAAGGUUGAUAAAAUACUCGCAGUCUGUAGCUGAUUCAAAACUCAGGGAACUGGUUCUUCUGGGAGUGGGCUACCACCACGCUGGGAUGGAGCUGUCCGACAGGAAGCUGGUGGAACAUGUCUUUUCUCAAGGAGAUCUGCCAGUUCUCUUUACCACCAGAACCUUGGCCAUGGGGGUGAACCUGCCGGCACAUCUGGUGGUGAUCAAAUCCACCAUGCAGUAUGUCGCUGGCUCUUGUGAAGAAUACAGUGAGUCAGACCUGCUGCAGAUGAUAGGUCGGGCUGGAAGACCUCAGUUUGACUCCUCUGCCACUGCAGUCAUCAUGACUAAAGCACAAACCAGAGACAAGUACACAAAGCUUAUGAGUGGGAUGGAAAUCAUUGAAAGCAGUUUACACGGUCACCUGGUGGAGCAUCUGAAUGCUGAGAUCGUGCUUCAGACCAUCAGCGACGUCAACAUGGCUCUGGACUGGAUCCGCUCCACGUUUCUCUACAUUCGCGCUUUGAAGAAUCCAACACAUUACGGAUUUUCUGCUGACAUGGACAAAUUUGGGAUUGAAGAGAAACUGCAAGAGCUGUGCCUGAAGAAUCUCAACUCUUUGUCUUCAGUCGGUCUGAUCGAGCUGGAUGAGGAUAUCAACAUCAAACCAACAGAGGCUGGCAGAUUGAUGGCAAGAUACUGUGUUGCCUUUGAGACCAUGAAUCUGUUCAGUAAAGUGUCUGAGACAGAGGAGCUCGCUGAUCUGGUCGCGCUCUUGGCGAAAAGCAGAGAGUUCAACGUCAUCCAGCUGAGAGUGACGGAGAAGAGGCAGCUGAAUACGUUUAACAAGGACAAGAACAGGGUGACCAUUCGAUUUCCCCUCAGUGGAAAGAUCAAGACCAGUGAGAUGAAGGUGAACUGCUUGAUUCAAGCUCAGUUGGGUUCCAUCUUAAUUCAGGAUUUUGGCCUGGUACAAGACACAGCGAAAAUCUUUAGGAUUGGGAUGCGUAUCAGCAAGUGUUUGUCCGAGUUCCUCAGUCAGAAGCCUAAAAGAGGUUUCUGUUCUUUGCUCAACUCACUGAUCUUGGCCAAAUGCUUCCGAGCCAAACUUUGGGAAAACUCAAUUUAUGUUUCCAAACAGCUGGAUAAGAUUGGCCAGACGCUUUCCACGGCCAUGGUGAACGCUGGCCUCACCACAUUCAGCAAGAUAGAGCAAACCAACCCACGAGAGCUAGAGCUGAUUCUGAACAGACACCCGCCUUUUGGAAACCAAAUAAUAAAAUCUGUCAUCCACCUCCCUCAGUAUGGGCUCGCUAUUGAUCAGCUUCCAAGGUACAGUUGCACCACUGCAGAGAUUCUUGUCAAAGUGAGCCUGAAGAACCAGACACAGCUCUCCACCAAGAGGACAGCUCCUGAUCGCCACUAUAUCUCUCUGGUGGUUGGCGACUCUGACAAUAAUGUGGUCUUUCUUCACAAGCUCAGUGACUCCGUGCUCCUGAAAUGUGGCACCUGGUCAAGGAAGAUAGACGUGGCCAAACCCUCCAAGCUGGAUGAGAUCUGCGUGAACCUCAUCAGUUCAGAAUAUGUUGGCCUCGACAUCCAGCAGAAGUUCAGCCUUUACUUUUCUCGGGAGCAGAAGUAUCAGCCUGGUAAACCACUUCAGGGUGCUCAAGUCCAAACUGGACCACAGGCGCCGAAGGCUUUGACACAAAGUCAAAUCACAUUUUCCUCAGACCAAGGUGCUACAGUUGUAUUCAGUGUCAGCAACGAUGCACCUAUGAGACAUUUAGAAGGUUUUUCUUUUUUAGCCGAAUCAGAUGGAGGAAGCAAAAGGCGAUGCAAUCACCACUGCAAGAACAAGCAACAGUGCGGCCAUGAAUGCUGUAAAGUUGGGGUCACUGUGCCGCAGCAGAAGCAGAGCAGUCAGGACUCCAGGAUGUUCUCUUAUCUCAGGGAUCUCAGGGACAGACAGGAGACUGAUUCAGAGACUCCUGCCAAACGUCUGAAGAAGAAGGCUUUGGAAGACUCAUCCAACCUGCAGAGGUUUUCGUACCAAACCAAAUCCAAAUCCAAAUUGCCGUCCAGUUCUAGAAGUGACCAGUACUACGCACCUCCUCCACACAUGGAGUCUGUGGAUGUGGCCGAGGACAACUGUUUGUCAGGUUAUCAGGACAUUGAUGACUGUCAGCUGAUGAUGGAGGAGCCAGUUCCAGCUGGAACUACCACUUAUAAACCAGAUGCCAGACUGUGGUUUAAUCCAGCGUUUAGCGUUUCACACUCUCAGAAACCGAAACUGAGUCACUCGGUCAACCUGUACAACUGCCCCGCUCCGGGAACAUCCUUCAGCACCGCCAACUCUUCCACCCAGCAAAUACCAACGGUCAACUUUAACCUCAUGUACGAACAUGAUGACUGGAGCGACUUUGAUGACGAGAACUUGGUACGCGCCAGUGAGACCUCCAUGACCUCAUGUGGGAGCGCAGCUCCUCAAGUCCAGCAGUAUGGAGUCACCAGUUCCACUGCACAACCUCCUUUGUUUAGUGAGUCACAAAUCCGAGGCUGUGCUGCCUCAGCGAGGACCCCACUGAGGUCCCUUACAACAUCCAAGCAGCCUCAGAAUGUAGGACCCUCCCCGUUAACAGUCAAAGACCAGAGCAGAAUCACACUUGACUGUUUCAAAAAGAGGCCCAGCGGUUUGGGUGAACAAGUCGCUGUAAAGGCGGCAACCCAAAAUCCAGUCUCCUCAUCGAGCCAAAGGUUUGAUUUCUUCUUGACAAACACACCGGCUAACAGCAACAUCACUGCUGACAGAAGCAGCUUGGAGGAGACCUCUUUUGGAAUAUUUGAUGGUAUAUUUUAGCAUUAUGUCUUGGGCAUAGGCUCGAUCAGUGACGUUCCACUGACAACGAAGUUUUCAUGCUGUGGUUUGUUUAUUAGAGAUAGUAAAGGAUAAAAGUUGGUUGUUGCAACACAUAGUUUGCUAUAAAUGUGUUUAAUUUAUUUAAAAAAUAAAUGUAGUCAUUGUUAUUGUCACUGUUAAUUGUAGUUUCAUCUUUGUCAUCAGUUAACAAUAACAUAUUUGUCUGUGCCAUUUUAAUGUCAUGCAUUCGCAAACUGAUCCCUUGUUACAAAUGUUCACUGGUUCAUGUUGGCAGACAUUGAGACUUUUUUGUUUCAUAUUUGGAAAUUAAACAGCUAUCCAG